UUUAGUGAGGGGCGGCUCUAAAAGAGAAACAGCACACUUCACACGACGUCGUUUGGAGCGUAAACCAAAUAAGACCCGACCCACCCACUUUAUAAUUUGAGUUGACCCAUCUCUCUUGUCAAAUGGGAAAUUGCGUAAGAAGCAACCUAAGAGAUUUGGGAGGAAGACGAUCGAUGGAUCCUCGGAUAUGGCACAAAGUCGCCGCCGUUUCUGGCAUGGCUGCUCUUGGUUUAGGAACUUACGGUGCUCAUGUCUUUAAGCCAGAAAACCCUUCUUACAAACAGGUGUGGCAAACGGCUUCUCUUUACCAUUUGGUUCACACUGCAGCUCUUGUUUCUGCUCCUAGUACCAAAUAUCCCAGCAUCGUAAGCUUCUUCCUUCUCUUCUUUCCUCUCUUUAUACCUCACACAUAUCUCUUUCUUCCACAGUUUGGUGGCUUGUUGACUGCUGGGAUUGUGGCCUUUUCCGGCACGUGUUACAUGGUAGCAUUGCGCGAGGACAGGAAGUUUUCUACAUUGGCACCAUUCGGAGGCUUUGCUUUCAUUGCUGCAUGGGCAACUCUACUUUUCUAAAGAAUUUCAAAUUAUAUUUACUGUCAAAUUGUGGUCAUUCUUGUGCCUUAUCCUACUGAUGAAGUUACUUAUGAACUCAAUGUUUCUCCUCAACGAUUGCUUAAUAAAUCUAAAUGACCAGAUUAUGUUAGCUACGUGCUUUACUUGUUGAAUUUGUUGCUGAAAGGAUUAUUUAUAAUAAAUGGCCAUAUUAGUGUUAUCUUAA
Brassica napus (rape) is the source of this 777-nucleotide messenger RNA. RefSeq names its product transmembrane protein 256 homolog. The transcript has 4 exons. Bases 123 to 572 code for a protein of 149 amino acids. NCBI's taxonomy places the organism in Eukaryota, Viridiplantae, Streptophyta, Magnoliopsida, Brassicales, Brassicaceae. The record is from RefSeq and is a predicted model, not a curated record.